AUCUACAGCACUAUUUGCACAACAACCGGAAGCUGAGCUCUGUCUCGUACGCAACAAGUAGUGCUCGAACUCAGUCAACUUCUAUCAGAACUCGCCGAUUCCUACCUCAAUAUGGCAGUCCUGGAUGCCAUGGGUCUUGACGAAGCCGAGACAAGACCUAGGACAGGCAUCGACUCGAUUGCGCUCGAUGCCGAUCUGUACGACUUUGCUGUUGACAUUUCCCGGAAGGCGACACCCGCACAGGGCGCGGGCGGCAGCAGACCCAGAUCGACCGCAAGUGCUCUCACCAAUGCAUUAGAUCAGCAUCAGCUGAGUCCAAGGGCUGCACUGGUAGAUGGAGAUGACCAGCCAAGUGAGGACCAGCCAAAAGCAGACGGCGACCAACCGAAGGCGAAUAGCAAUCAACAGAACGCCAACCAGCAGAACAGCAAUCAACAGAACUCCAACCAGCAGAACAGCAAUCAACAGAACGCCAACCAGCAGAAUAGCAAUCAACAGAACGCCAACCAGCAGAAGAGCAACCAGCAGAACGCCAACCAGCAGAAUGCCAAUCAGGCAAAGGCAAACGGAAACCAGCCACAGGCAGGUGACGACAAGCCAAAGGCCAAUCCAGUCAUGGGCGCGGCGGAUCCCACAGUGACGACUCCAGCUUGGCUCAAUGAUGUUAUGACCCAUGACUGGGGCAAGGACAGCAGCUCGGACAUGCAGUAUGCAUCGGCUAAGUACAGCACGGCGCUUGCGGAAAAUCCGGACCUGGCGAAGGUAAACAUGACAGGAAUGGAGUUCAAUGCAGUUGCAAGAAUUAUGAACUCAACACAAAGAGGAUGCUACGCGGACAGUGCUUUGCCCAUGGCACUAGCCGCCAACGAUACAUGCAACCUCGGCUUCUUCUGUAAGUCCACUCUUUCUCGUAUUCUGCCCACUUUCCGACGAUGAUGCUAACAUUCGCAG
Messenger RNA from Dissoconium aciculare CBS 342.82, 951 nucleotides. RefSeq lists its product as uncharacterized. The transcript has a single exon. The record is from RefSeq and is a predicted model, not a curated record. Lineage: Eukaryota; Fungi; Ascomycota; Dothideomycetes; Mycosphaerellales; Dissoconiaceae. Bases 112 to 936 code for a protein of 274 amino acids.